AUGGAACCCGAGGCUCCAGAGACAACACAUGAAAUCAUCGAGAACGGCCAGUUCGAUGAUGCGCCCGAGUCUGCCGAUCCGGUAGUGCCGUCUGCCCACAUCGAUCCCCGCACAGGGCACAACUUCAUCGACGAAGAGAACAUACUCGCGUGGUCCUCCGACAGCGGCGCAGAAGACGAUAACGAGGCCGAAGAAGAGUACGACGCAUUCGACGCUGAGGAGGACGACCUCGAGGCCGCCGCGUUCCACACCCUACGUGCGGAGGACGAAGACUGGGAGGUCGCCGAACGAGAUUUUACGAAGCAGUACAACCGUGUCAGGCAGCAUGUAGCUGUGCGUACUGGUGCCGCGCAUGGUAUCGCCUCCGCGAUGAACACCCGCUCUGUGGUUGCGCCGCUCCCCGCCGUCAAUCGCCCACGCGCCGCGAAGGUAGUAGCAAGUGCACCUGCGUCUGCUACGAGUGGUGCAGACCGGACUGCGAGUCAGCUUGAGGCGCUGGCGAAGUACUCUUCUCGCAUACGCAACAUUGACAUGCCGUAUGACCUCGGCGUGGGCGUGAAUAGAAAAGGUCCGUCCGCGAGUGCGAAUGUCAAGGACAAACGCGAUCGUGCGACUAGCGAGCAGGUCUUGGAUCCGCGCACCAGGAUUAUUCUGUUCAAGAUGAUUGGACGAGGGCUCAUAUUCGAAAUUAACGGCUGCGUUAGCACAGGAAAGGAGGCAAAUGUAUAUCAUGCCCUCACUCUAGAGAGGAGACAUAUUGCGCUCAAGAUCUACAAAACAUCCAUUCUUGUCUUCAAGGAUCGUGAUAAAUACGUCACCGGAGAAUAUCGAUUCCGUCGAGGAUAUAGCCGACACAAUCCCCGCAAGAUGGUCCGCAUAUGGGCAGAGAAGGAGAUGCGUAACCUCAAGCGAUUGCGCACAGCUGGGAUAUGCUGUCCCGAGCCUGUCGAGGUUAGAGAAAACGUGCUUGUGAUGGGGUUCGUCGGUGAUAAGGAGGGAUGGGCGUCCCCAAGGCUGAAAGAUGCAGAAAUCCCGGCCGCAAUCAUCCCCGACCUAUACGUCGAGCUCCUUCUCAUGGUGCGCAAGAUCUACCUCGAAUGCAAGCUCGUGCACGCCGAUCUCUCCGAAUACAACGUCCUAUACCAUGUGGAAUCGUCGCCUUCCCCGCCUGCAGCGGAAGACUCUUCCCACCUAGAAACAGAGCCGGGGCCCUUUCAACAGGAGUAUGAACCCUCUCAGCAGGAGGCAGACCAGGACCACCGCGGACACCUGUGGAUCAUCGACGUCUCGCAGUCCGUCGAGCACGACCACCCGCAUGCAUUCGACUUCCUCCGCUCGGACCUACGCAACGUCGAGGACUUCUUCGCUAGGCGCAGCGUGCACUGUGUCGGGCUCCGCCGCGCGUUCGAGUUCGUCACACGGGAGGUCCUCCCACCCCCGGGCGAAAACGACGGCGCGGAGGCCGUUCUGCGGGCCUGGAUGGAGGCACCAGAGCCAGAAGCGGCGGCGGACGGAGCAGAAUCUAGGAGCGAAAAUGGGGUGGCGGAUGCAGACGGUGCUGCGCCGGGGCCGUCCUCGGCUGCCGCGGCACACGAAGACUCGGUGUUCAUGCACUCGUACAUCCCCCGCACGCUAAACGAGGUGUAUGAUCCGGAGCGUGACGUGGGCGCGCUCGCCCGUGGAGAGGGUGAGAAGCUGAUUUACAGGGAUACAAUUGGGAUCGUUGUCCCCAAGGAUAGACGCAAGGACAGUGCGGGUAAAAAUGGAGAGACGACAGCGGAAGCACGAGGUCGCGUUCAGAUGAGCAAGGUGCACUUCCAGGACGAGGGCGGUGACAAUACCGAUGAUUCUGAUGAGAGCGAGGAUGAAGAACAAGAUGACGACAGUUCCGAGGGGAUAAAAAAAGGGUUCGAGGAGCGUCAACCGAGGGGGCACCGACAUGAGGACAAGGACGCCAAAAAGGAACGGAAGAAAGCAGCGAAGGAAGAAGCUCGUGAGAGGCGCAAGCACAAAAUUCCGAAGGCAGAGAAAAAACGGAAGGUGAAGGCAACGGCGCGCGGUGGAUAG
Sparassis crispa is the source of this 2067-nucleotide messenger RNA. RefSeq names its product Serine/threonine-protein kinase rio1. Gene Ontology annotation, cellular component: cytosol; preribosome, small subunit precursor. The record is from RefSeq and is a predicted model, not a curated record. Gene Ontology annotation, molecular function: ATP binding; protein serine/threonine kinase activity. Lineage: Eukaryota; Fungi; Basidiomycota; Agaricomycetes; Polyporales; Sparassidaceae. Bases 1 to 2067 code for a protein of 688 amino acids. The transcript has 6 exons. Gene Ontology annotation, biological process: maturation of SSU-rRNA.